GAUAUGACAGAAAGGACAGUCCACGGAGACAGAGAAAGACGACAAUGUGGAGACCAGAUGUUAGACCACACAUAGUUUUAAUCCGCGGUGAAGGGUUUGUCACGUAGCAUGUUGUCAGGGAAGCGUGUUGUGUGACAUGCCCAAAAGCUGCGAAGAUUUUGAAGGAGGUAAGUUGGUUUUUAUCGCUCGAAUACAACUCAAACACCACAUCAAUAAAGUCAAGCACCCUCCAUAAGAGAGUUAAUAAUUAGCUUUUGUUACGAAUGAAUGCACAAGAACAAAGAACCAUCAUUUAUCUUGAACCAUUCACGGCGCAGUAACUAUGGAAAUGCGGGAUGCAUAUCAAUUCCACGAAGCGUCACAUAUUUUCUAUCAGAUUUCUAGUAGAAAGUGGGAGGUUAAAGACUGAACUAAGCUUACUUUCUUACUUAUAAAGUUACAUAGUAGUCCGUUUGUUACGUUAAAAAAGUUGCCCAGUCUUAUCGUUUCGUCUAGAAUCCCUUGGCGAUAUUUAAAAGACAUCUCAGUCGAUGAUCAUACUCACAAUGCAAGCAGAAUGAAUCGACUGUAAACAGCUGUCUUGACUAAAAGGCGGCAAUCUUCAUGGCACCACUUGCAGGAACUGUUUCAUCGACAAUUAUGUCUUCUACUAAAGAUAUGGUGGAGUCAACAGCCAGCAAUGGAGAGGAGCUACGAAAUUCAGUUGUGAAUGUAGGAGACAUGAUCAACGCUAUUGCGUUCGCAAUUUUGAUUUUGUUUACGGCUUUUGGUAAUCUUCUAAUCCUGGCCGCCAUCUUCAAAAGCAAGAUCCUUCGUUUCCGCACUCAUCUUUACAUCACGAGCCUCUCCUGCGCAAAUUUGCUCAUGGCUGGUGUGGUAAUGCCACUUCGAGUCCUGAGCUUUGUGGACAAAAACACAUGGCUGAAUAAACCAGGAUUGUGUGAGACAUAUGGCAGCUUUUUUGUGCUGUUUUGUACCGUGACUGUCUACACGCUGGCAGCACUGAGCUUGGAUCGGUACUUCUCAAUCUCCCGGUACAAGUGGUAUCAGAAAUGCUUGACCAGUGGCCGUACGUUUUGCCUAAUCGUUCUUUGUUGGAGCAUUGCCGUGCUGGUGUCGUUUAUGUUUGCCAAUUUCGACGACGAUGUCGGAAAAUCGUUGAACUGCAAGUUGAGUACAACCUACACCAUAGGUUACGUUUAUGCGUUCGUCGGCAUUGAAGUUCUGACUCCUGUGGUCUUCAUGUUGAUUUUGCAGUGGCAAGUUAUGAAAACAGCUGUAAGCCAUACUCACACAGUGGAUGUCUGUGGUAGACAGAUCAAAAACUUGGACUAUGCUGAUUUUCCAUCGAUCACCAAAGAAACAACCUGGUCCAAGAUUGUCGUUCGAAUUACUCUCAGUUUUGUUAUAUUUUGGAUUCCAAGGUGCGUAUUUCUUCUUCUUGACAACAGCAACGCGGCAGGCAUCCACGAAGUUGCCGAUGGUUUGACAGAGAUCAUGACUUAUUGCUUCCCUCCAUCAUUUGCCCUGUUGCUGGGUUAUUGGAGUAAGGAGUUUAGAGAGGUGUUUGUAGAUAUGCUUUGUCCAUAUGCCUGUUAUCAGAAACAGAAGGACAUGAGGAAGUACCGCCUGGGCGAGCCUAACAGAGUGAAACCAUCAAUGAUGUACAGAAAACACUCCAAAAACUUUGCUGCAUCAUGAUUGUUGUUCGAAUUACUCUCAGUUUUGUUAUAUUUUGGAUUCCAAGGUGCGU
Messenger RNA from Pocillopora damicornis (cauliflower coral), 1753 nucleotides. RefSeq names its product beta-1 adrenergic receptor. Gene Ontology annotation, cellular component: plasma membrane. Gene Ontology annotation, biological process: G protein-coupled receptor signaling pathway. The record is from RefSeq and is a predicted model, not a curated record. Gene Ontology annotation, molecular function: G protein-coupled receptor activity. NCBI's taxonomy places the organism in Eukaryota, Metazoa, Cnidaria, Anthozoa, Scleractinia, Pocilloporidae.